AAAACAGCUGCACGUGUGCGCAUGCGUACUAAGUGUUCAGUCUGGCCGUGCGCGAGGGAGGCGGCCUAAGCAGUAAUGGAGCCGUGGCAGAUUUUCUGCUUCUUCAAGCUUCUCCAGGAAAGUGUACAUUUACUACAUUGCUACCGUGUCCAACAGAGUCCCAUUGCUUACCAAAGUCUACUUUCACAUAUUACAAAUACAUAUUCAAUCCACAUUUAAACGACAGCUUCGUUUUGAAGGGCGAGCGGUUAGCUAAAGUAGCUAUGCUGCACUACAUGGUAUUGUUGUCAUGUAAACGAGCCUCACAUUGUAUUUCACAGGUUGGAAAUCCGAUGAGACCUUAAACUCUCUGCUUGCUGCUGAAAAAAAAUCUCCAAAUUAGCCUUCAUGUCAUUAGUGUCACCACUUUAUUAUUUUACAAUUUCCCACACUGCUGUGCUAGCAGCUCCAGUUUGUGGAUACUGUAAUCGUGGGAAAAUAAUGACAGUUAUCAGUCGCACCCACCAAGUGCCCAUAAAAAUGUGUCCUCUGUUCUGGAAGAUGAUAAUUAUUGGUUGUACCGCCAUUAUCAUUGUUGAUAGAGGAAGUCUUGAAGCAUUUUUUUCCCCCACUAAAGUAAUAAUCCCGGGGAAAUCACUUCAAAUUGGCCUAUUUUAGGGAGAGGGGGGUGGGCAGCAAGGGGACCACUUUUGGUUAUAUUUGAGAGAUUCUUUAAAUUCAGGCAGCACACUGGCAUCUGUGCACAUCAUGCUCUCACAGUGGGUGUUUUCUUUUUUGUUUUGCUUUUUUUGCAACUCGCUUGGUCCUUAUUUGAGUCCAAUGAUGUAAUUGGGCUGCUAAUGACAGCGCGGGAAUUUAAUGAGUUAUUCAGGUGGGAGAUGGAGGCAGCAGCAGCCCGGCGAUGCUUCGGCUCCGUGCACCACUGCAGCCUGCAAGACGAGCCCAAAAUGAUCAUCUCCGCCUGGAUACACUUUGCUGCUUCUUCUUCUUCUUCUUCAUUUUUAAGCACGUGCAUCCUCUCUGCAUGGAUUCAUCUCCCCCUGAUCUCCCCAGUUGCUCCGAGACGGGCCAAUUGGCUGGCCUCGUGGAACGAGUGGACCAAUCAGCGGUCGCCUGUGAUGAAUAUUCAUGAGUGCCAGAUUCAAACCUUUGGGGGAGUUUAUCUCGGUCUCCAGCAUCAUACCUGGGACUUUUCACGGGCACAAACUGCAUUUUCUUAUGAAUGGACGGAGAAAAAAGCGGUUCGACUUAAAUUGGGAGCCCUCCUGGUCUGGACUCAAACAACAAAAGCCGGAGGAGGACGGGAGCCGCCGGAAGAGAUGACAAUGACUACCAUCCCAGAAAGUCUGAACAGUCCCGCCUCAGGAAAAAGCGUUUUCAUGGAGUUUGGACCUCCGAGUCAGCAAAUGUCUCCGUCCUCCAUGUCCCACGGACACUACCCGGUACACUGUUUACAUUCUGCAGGCCACGGCCAGCACGACAGCUAUAGCCCGGGCCCGAACUUCCCCCGAACCCUAGCCUACCCGUACAUCAACUCGGUGGGCAACCAUUCCAGCAGUCCGUACCUCGGCACGGUCCAAACGUACCAGAACAGCACGGCACUGCCUCAGACCCGGUUAGAGGAUGCAGCGCCAGAAGCAGGCAAGAACACGGUGGUCGAAGGCGGAGAGGUUCGCUUCAACGGGAAAGGGAAAAAGAUCCGAAAACCCAGAACCAUCUACUCCAGUUUACAACUUCAAGCUCUCAACAGGAGAUUUCAGCAAACCCAGUAUUUGGCCUUACCGGAGAGAGCCGAGCUCGCAGCGUCUCUGGGACUCACCCAGACACAGGUGAAGAUUUGGUUUCAAAAUAAGAGGUCGAAGUUCAAGAAACUGAUGAAGCAGGGCGGGGGCACGAUUGACACGAACGCUUUGGCCAGUGGCCGUGGACUCUCCAGCGGUUCCCCCACCGUGUCUCCCGUCUGGAGCACGCCGACCGCCGUGAAGACGUCGGUGGGCACGAGCGGGUCUUACAUCCCGGCCUACACGUCGUGGUACCCCGGUACGCACCAGGAGUCUAUGCAACAGUCCGCCCAGCUCAUGUGAACUCACAAGUCGACUGGAGGGGGGUGGGGGGCAUUGUGGACACGUCAUGAUGCACAACACCGACUGUGAGUCCACCUCAUACCGGAACCAGACCGUGAAGAAAAAGCUGAGACACUUGAACGAGGAGCUUAUUUCACAUCCGGAUCAUUUCCCAUUUUUUGGCUGCUCUUUAUCAUCACUUCUAUAUUUCAGAGCAAUGCUGUUUUCACGCAGCGGGCUACAAUACAUCACCUGUUUGUUUCUUGCGUUGCCAUGGUGAUCGCUGUGCAUCCACGAGGAGACUUUUCCUUCCUUGCACCAAAUAUUGAUCACAUUGACGCACGUGUUAUCAUAGAGCCUAUUGUACAAAGCCUAAAGUGUUGUUUAUGUGCUUAUUAUUUAAGUUAAAUUAUUGGGACACGUUUUGUUUCGCUUCUGUUGAGGCCAGUCUUGUGUUGGUUUGUGUGUUUAAAUGAGACAACGUUGUGCUGUUGUUGCUGCACUAACGCAAUUUUUUCCUUGCAAUGACCACGUGCGAAGAGAAAAGGGAAGUUCUGAAGCUGCUCCACAAACGAACGCGAAAUCCCCCCCCCCAACCCCCCAACAUGAGACGAGCAGCUCGUUUUUGUCACUGUAUUUUGUAGAUUCAUUUUUUUUAAGAAAGAAAGAAAGAAAGAAAGAAAGAUGUUUUGUGCUUUACUGGCUGUGAAAGGUUUUAGGCUUAUUGCUGUAUGUGUUUUAGUCCACAUAGAAAAGAUUUACUUUUGUAUUGAUCUCUUUAAUUUAUUGGCUCUACAUAUGUACAUAAUGUGCACAAUUUCACAAAGCAGUAAAAGGAUUUAAAUUAUGUGAAGAAGCUUGUGUGAGAUGCGCUCUUUCAGACUCCCAACAA
This is a messenger RNA of Dunckerocampus dactyliophorus (ringed pipefish), 2955 nucleotides long. RefSeq names its product distal-less homeobox 1a (gene dlx1a). The record is from RefSeq and is a predicted model, not a curated record. Gene Ontology annotation, biological process: embryo development; cell differentiation; negative regulation of transcription by RNA polymerase II. The transcript has 4 exons. NCBI's taxonomy places the organism in Eukaryota, Metazoa, Chordata, Actinopteri, Syngnathiformes, Syngnathidae. The coding region runs from base 840 to 2084 and encodes 414 amino acids. Gene Ontology annotation, molecular function: RNA polymerase II cis-regulatory region sequence-specific DNA binding; DNA-binding transcription factor activity, RNA polymerase II-specific.